Messenger RNA from Pollicipes pollicipes, 1132 nucleotides. Its product is annotated as caveolin-3. Gene Ontology annotation, molecular function: molecular adaptor activity. The transcript has 5 exons. Gene Ontology annotation, cellular component: caveola. Bases 95 to 748 code for a protein of 217 amino acids. Gene Ontology annotation, biological process: caveola assembly. NCBI's taxonomy places the organism in Eukaryota, Metazoa, Arthropoda, Thecostraca, Pollicipedomorpha, Pollicipedidae. The record is from RefSeq and is a predicted model, not a curated record.
CUCCGCCCCACUGGCAGGUCAGAUCCCCGCGGUCCCGAGCGGGGCGCGGUGUCCGGCGCCGCACCCCUGUGUCACACCGCAGCGCAUGUAGACCAUGUCGGACAGCAAGUCCAGCUCGCGCUCUGGUAGCAAAACGAACCUGAACGAGUCGUCCCUGCCACUGCUGGAGGCGCAAGCUGAGUCGGUGGCUGAAGGCAAGGGCGACACCCCGGAGAAGGAGUGCAUCGAGCUCACACACGACGAGAAAGACGACAGUUCGCCUGAGAAACAGGAUGACAAGUCAUCGAAGAAGGACAAGAAGCAGAAGUCCGGCAAGGUGUCGAAGCCUCCGACGCUGCAGCAGCUGACGCGUGAUCUGGAUCUCAGCCACAGAGACUCGGCCGGUAUCAACGACUUCGUCAAUGUCGACUUCAGCCACGUGCUGGCCGAGCCGACAUCGACGCACGGCUUCGACCCGCUGUGGCGUCUGUCGGCGCUCACCUUCCGCGGCACGCACCGCUGGCUAUACCGGCUUCUGGCCGCCGUAGUGGCGCUGCCGCUCAGCGUCGCCUGGGGCGCCGCAUUCGCGCUCAUCUCGCUCGUCUCCAUCUGGGCCGUCACGCCCGCCCUCAGGAUCAUCAAGCUGCUGCUCAGCAUCACACGCCAGAUCGUCGACGCCAGCUGCAAGACAACCAUCGAACCGCUUUACAAGGCGAUGGGCGGCGUGUUCUCCAACAUCAACAUCGUGCACCAGAAGCACGUCGUCUAGAGCCGGGCCCACGCCACCACUCGUCGGGUGGCGGCACAUGCCCAAACGGCGGCCCGACCGGCGCCAGGCGGCGGGACUGUGAGACCUGACGCCGGCCUGCAGCCGUGGGACCACGCCGGCCGCACCCCAGCACCAGGACGCAGCCCGGCCGGCCCAGCUCCCGCACAGACGGUAUCCUGGCGCGCGCCCGGGCGGGUUGGGAGGAUGCACUGAACCUGCCGCGAUCUGACGACAGGGCUGGGGCUUGCAGAUUGGCGGAUUUUUUGAGCGGACAAGAGGGUUGCGUUUCAGAAAAAACUAAAAACUCUCAAGAAAUAAUUUUCUACGUACAUGAAAGUUUUGGAUUACAAAUGUCAUGCUUCUUGAAUACAGUAUUGCUGUGCG